Hordeum vulgare subsp. vulgare (domesticated barley) is the source of this 2121-nucleotide messenger RNA. RefSeq names its product aldehyde dehydrogenase family 2 member B7, mitochondrial-like. Bases 185 to 1834 code for a protein of 549 amino acids. The transcript has 11 exons. Lineage: Eukaryota; Viridiplantae; Streptophyta; Magnoliopsida; Poales; Poaceae. The record is from RefSeq and is a predicted model, not a curated record. Gene Ontology annotation, molecular function: aldehyde dehydrogenase (NAD+) activity.
CCUCAGCACCGAAGCCAAAUCCAAGCCGCCACCAUCACUGCUCCUCAGCACUCUUUCCCCCUCCGCGCAGCUGGGGACGCCCUACCAUUUACUACUGAGCCUCUGAACCCGGAGGACGAGAAGAAUUGAUUGCUGAUCCGGCGCAAACCAACAGAUUCUUCCUGCCUCCGCCGAGAUCAUCAUCAUGGCUGCUGCCGCCACGAGGAGGGCCGCCUCCUCGCUCGUCUCCCGCUGCCUGCUCUCCAGGCCCGCAGCUUCCCCCGCCGCUGUCCCCUCUGCGCUCCGCAGGGCAGAUGGGGCACGUGGAUUGUUGCCUGGACUCCUUCAGAGGUUCGGCACUGCAGCAGCAGCAGAGGAACCCAUCUCGCCUUCUGUCCAAGUGGGCGAGACACAGCUCCUCAUCAACGGCAAAUUCGUUGAUGCUGCAUCUGGCAAGACUUUCCCGACUCUGGACCCUCGCACCGGGGAGGUGAUUGCCCGUGUGUCUGAAGGAGAUGCCGAAGAUGUGGACCGUGCAGUUGUUGCGGCCCGCAAGGCAUUCGAUGAAGGGCCAUGGCCAAAGAUGACUGCCUAUGAGAGGUCCCGGAUUCUUUUGCGAUUUGCUGAUUUGAUAGAGAAACACAAUGAUGAAAUUGCUGCACUGGAGACGUGGGACAACGGGAAGCCCUAUGAGCAAGCUGCCCACAUCGAAGUGCCAAUGCUUGCUCGGCUUAUGCGGUACUAUGCAGGCUGGACUGACAAGAUCCAUGGCCUCAUCGUACCGGCUGAUGGCCCGCACCAUGUACAGGUGCUGCAUGAGCCGAUUGGUGUCGUGGGUCAGAUCAUCCCGUGGAACUUCCCACUUUUGAUGUAUGGCUGGAAAGUUGGCCCUGCUUUGGCCUGUGGGAACACUAUUGUUCUCAAGACCGCUGAACAAACUCCUCUAUCUGCCCUCUAUGUUUCUAAGCUGUUGCAUGAGGCUGGACUACCCGAAGGUGUCCUGAACAUCAUAUCUGGUUUUGGUCCUACCGCUGGGGCUGCUCUUGCUGGCCACAUGGACGUUGACAAGAUUGCAUUCACUGGAUCAACCGAUACUGGGAAAGUUAUUCUUGAGUUAUCUGCACGGAGCAAUCUUAAGGCAGUGACACUGGAGCUAGGAGGCAAGUCUCCUUUUAUCGUCAUGGAUGAUGCAGAUAUUGACCAAGCUGUUGAGCUUGCGCAUUUUGCGCUGUUUUUCAACCAGGGGCAAUGCUGCUGCGCUGGGUCUCGCACGUUCGUACAUGAGCGUGUUUAUGAUGAGUUUGUUGAGAAGUCAAAGGCUCGUGCUUUGAAGCGUGUAGUUGGUGAUCCAUUCAGGAAAGGUGUUGAGCAGGGUCCUCAGAUUGAUGAUGAGCAAUUCAAGAAGAUCUUGCGCUACAUUAAGUCGGGUGUCGACAGUGGAGCCACCCUUGUGACGGGUGGUGACAAGUUGGGUGACAAAGGUUACUACAUCCAGCCAACAAUUUUCUCAGAUGUGCAGGAUGACAUGAAGAUAGCCCAGGAGGAGAUAUUCGGGCCUGUUCAGUCAAUCUUCAAGUUCAAUGACCUCAACGAGGUGAUCAAGAGGGCGAACGCAAGCCAGUACGGAUUGGCCGCCGGCGUUUUUACCAACAACCUGGACACGGCCAACACCUUGACGCGUGCCCUCAGGGCCGGCACGAUCUGGGUGAACUGCUUUGACAUCUUCGAUGCCGCGAUCCCCUUCGGCGGGUACAAGAUGAGCGGCAUCGGUAGGGAGAAGGGCAUCGACAGCCUGAAGAACUACCUGCAAGUCAAGGCGGUCGUCACCGCGCUUAAGAACCCUGCGUGGUUGUGAGCAUAGCACACCUAUGGUCUUCUGAGUCUGAGAUACCGGACAACGUGAAGACGCAGGGACAAUUGGAUGAGAAAAAAAGAAGAUGAUGAUGAUAACACCGAUGAGGAUCUCUAAUAAGCCAUUCCUUCAUGGGCAGCCAGCCACCGUCUCUAAUUAGUAUCAUAUGUGAUUUGGUUUCCUUUGUCAACCGCGGCAAGACAUAUAUGUUGUAUGUUGUAGCAACAUUAUGUUGAUUAUAGCUUGUUGGAAAAAUUCUCUGGUUGCAGUUAAUCAACUUCUUUUGAUCA